Messenger RNA from Penicillium atrosanguineum, 909 nucleotides. Its product is annotated as DUF3429 domain-containing protein. The transcript is spliced from 4 exons. The record is from RefSeq and is a predicted model, not a curated record. Bases 1 to 909 code for a protein of 302 amino acids. Lineage: Eukaryota; Fungi; Ascomycota; Eurotiomycetes; Eurotiales; Aspergillaceae.
AUGUACCGCAACACUGCCGCCCGCUCCGUGCUCCGGGCCAUCUCGAGCUCCAAUGCCUCCGUGGCUCGCUCUUCCAUGGGCGCUCCCGUCUUCAAGGCCCAGCUGACCUCGUCCGCCCGUGCCGUCCGCCCGGCCAUCAAGCCCAGCUUCGCGCUCGCCGCUCACAAGCCCGUCACCACCGCUCUCGUGCGCUUCGCUUCUUCCUCCGCUAAGGAUGACGAGAACGUCGACAUGAUGGCCGGUAUGAAGUCCGAGGCUCAAGUUAUCAAGGACACUUUCAGUCUGAAGGAGGUUCCCAAGGAAGCUCUGGCUCUCGGUAUUGCCGGUGUCGUCCCUUACCUGGCCACCUCCCUCCAGACCGUCUACCUCUCCUACGAGAUCAACCGUGCCGCCGCCCUCGGUGACGGUCUGAUCUUCUCUGGCCAGAGCGCUGAGCUGAUGCUGCACAUGCUUGAGCCCAUCCAGGUUGGCUACGGUGCCGUCAUCCUCUCCUUCCUCGGUGCUAUCCACUGGGGCCUUGAGUGGGCUGGCUACGGUGGCAAGUUCGGCUAUCGCCGUUACGCUGCCGGUAUCAUUGCCCCGGCCGUGGCCUGGCCUACUCUGCUGUUCCCCACCGAGUACGCCCUGAUCACCCAGUUCCUUGCCUUCACUUUCUUGUACUACAACGACGCCCGCGCCGCCGCUGUCGGCCGUGCUCCCCACUGGUACGGCAUGUACCGCUUCGUCCUGACCUUCAUCGUCGGUGCCUCCAUUGUGGCCACCCUGAUCGGCCGUGAGCAGAUCCAGUCGAGCGUCGCCACGGAGCACACCAUCAAGGACAAGAUCAACGCUCUGAUCUUCCUGCAGAAGAAGGAGAAGGAGGAGGUUGAGGCUCGCCGCAAGGCCGAGCUCAACCAGGAUGAGGAGUAA